Molecule: messenger RNA, 924 nt
Organism: Colletotrichum orchidophilum
Lineage: Eukaryota; Fungi; Ascomycota; Sordariomycetes; Glomerellales; Glomerellaceae
Exons: 1
Coding region: 1-924 (307 amino acids)
Source: RefSeq, a predicted model, not a curated record
AUGGUUCGCCGUGGCAAGGUAUCGAGAGCCGCCGGCUCGUCACUCGACCCGACACCGAUUGCGUCUACUCUUACGACGCCACUUAGCUCGGCCUACCCAUCGACAUAUGCUUCCGAAGCUGAAAUAGAUGCGCUUGGGGACAGCAUUGGCUCUCUCACGCUGGGUGAGAGAAGAGCAGCCAGGAGGAAGGCAAAACCUUUUGCGUUCAUGGCUUUGCCAUCGGAACUACGCCUAAAGAUUUACGACUACUACUUUGAAGGUAGCGGUGGAGUUGUGGACCUCGACCCUGACAACUACAAGAACUAUCACAAAAAGCUGGGAAUUCAAAGAACUUGCCGCACUAUCUACCAGGAAGUCUCCCAUUACUUUUAUAGCAGCCGCUCCUUCCGCAUCUUCCCAACGCAUCCGGGCAAGUACUUCAAAAGCAAGAAACCACUCUUGGCCCGUAUGAAGCCAAACUCAAAAUCGUACAUCACGUCCCUGGAACUCCGCCUUGGCCCCGGAUGGAGCAAGCCGCCGCGAGGCUGGGUGGUUACGCCAGCCCUCGGUCUGCACGAGUGUAUCAACGUGCGUCGCUUGACGGUACUAGUUGAAUGCGACCCCAGCGACGGCAUUUUCAACGGCUUCCGUCGGUCGGAUGGUUUCUAUGAAGGUUUCUGCCAAUCUCUUUUGACAGAAGUCUUUAACCAGAUGCCAUGGGUCGACACAGUGUUUUUUGACGCGUGGCCUGGAGUCAAGAAGUCGGGCGGGAUGAUGCGAGCACUUCUUGACGUGACUGCGGCGAACAACCGCAAGACAAAAUGGGGUCCCGAGAGAGGGUGGACUGAUGGACCCGAAGACGAGGCCAGGCCCAGCAACUUGGUCCUGGUGUCUCCGGCGUCAGAGUUUAACACGUCCACCAUGGGCGUGCUGGUAAUGGCGUAA